AUGCCUUCUCAAGGACUAUCCCUGAUUUUUCCUCUGUUGUUUAUUUGCUUCUUCAGGGAGAGCUUCUGCAUUUGUGAUGGUACUACCUGGACAAAGGUUGGAUGGGAGAUUUUUCCAGAAGAAACGCAUUAUUUGAAAGUGAAGUCUUCUCCAUCUCACUGUCUACCUUACCCUCUGAACAAAUUACGCUACAAUUUUGCUAGUAUGGAUAUAUUUCAGAGUUGUUUGCAUCUUAUUUAUAUUUUAGUACUAGCUCUCUUUUUAAUCCUGUCUGUUUUAUCUGCUCGUUGCCUGUGGACGAAACACCAAAAAAAGCUGAAGAAACAAGCCUCCUUAGAUACAGCUGGUAAUAACCUAGAAAGCCAGUCCAUCUAUGACAUUGACCAAAUACUCUGCAGACUGAUGACCACAACAUCAAUGAUCGUCAAGUACCUGAAUCGGGUGUCCCAUCGUCCUCCAGCUAAGAAAGUCAAGCACCAAAUAAUUACUAAUCAUUAA
Kogia breviceps (pygmy sperm whale) is the source of this 498-nucleotide messenger RNA. RefSeq names its product testis expressed 50 (gene TEX50). NCBI's taxonomy places the organism in Eukaryota, Metazoa, Chordata, Mammalia, Artiodactyla, Physeteridae. The record is from RefSeq and is a predicted model, not a curated record. The transcript is spliced from 3 exons. The coding region runs from base 1 to 498 and encodes 165 amino acids.